This is a messenger RNA of Panicum hallii, 1419 nucleotides long. Its product is annotated as probable carboxylesterase 18. Bases 246 to 1325 code for a protein of 359 amino acids. The transcript has 2 exons. The record is from RefSeq and is a predicted model, not a curated record. Gene Ontology annotation, molecular function: hydrolase activity. Lineage: Eukaryota; Viridiplantae; Streptophyta; Magnoliopsida; Poales; Poaceae.
CUUCCGGUCAACGCGGAGGCGGAAGCAGCGGCGGCCUCGCGCGCGGCGCGGCGCAAAGUCCCUCACAAGUCGGCAAACCCGUUUCCCGGAAGUCCCAUCACAAGUCGCCAGGCCGACAGCUCCAUCUCACCUGCUCGGCGGCUCAUCGUGCACAUACAUAUACCUCACGCGGCUCACGCGGAAGCAGAGUCUGAGCAAAGAGAUCGAGCAGAGCAGAACAAGGCAGACGGGGAGAGAAGAAAGAAAUGGAGGCCAGCGACCAAGGAGCAGGAGCAGGAGCAGCCGGCGCCACCGCCGCGGCCAAGCGCCCGACGCCGCCGCCGCUGCCGCUCUCGGUGCGGAUCCAGCUGGCGGGGCUCACGGUGGCGAUCGACGCCGUGGAGCGCAGCGACGGCACGGUCAACCGUUGCCUCUACGGCGUCAUCGACCGCCUCCUGAGCGCGCGCCCGAGCCCGCGCCCGGACAGGUCCGGGGUCCGCUCCUACGACGUGACCAUGGACGCGUCCCGGGGCAUCUGGGCGCGCGUCUUCGCGCCCGCCGCCGCCGACCGCCCGCUCCCCGUCGUCGUCUACUACCACGGCGGCGGGUUCGCGCUCUUCUCCCCGGCCAUCGGGCCCUUCAACGGCGUGUGCCGCCGCCUCAGCGCGGCGAUCGGCGCCGUCGUCGUGUCCGUCAACUAUCGCCUCGCGCCCGAGCACCGGUGGCCCGCGGCCUACGACGACGGCGUCGACGCGCUCCGUUUCGUCGACGCCAACGGCGUCCCGGGGCUCGGCGCCGAGGUCCCCGUCGACCUCGCCAGCUGCUUCCUGGCCGGGGAGAGCGCGGGCGGCAACAUCGUGCACCACGUCGCCAACCGCUGGGCGGCGCGGUGGCAGGCGUCGGCGAAGCGCGUCCGGGUAGCCGGCAUCUUCCCCGUGCAGCCCUACUUCGGCGGCGUGGAGCGCACCGAGUCGGAGCUGAGGCUGGAGGGCGUGGCGCCCGUGGUGAACCUCAAGCGCUCCGACUUCUCGUGGACGGCGUUCCUGCCCGUGGGCGCCACCCGCGACCACCCGGCGGCGCACGUCACCGACGAGAACGCCGACCUGGCGGAGGAGUUCCCGCCCGCCAUGGUGGUGGUCGGCGGGUUCGACCCACUGCAGGACUGGCAGCGCCGGUACGCCGACGUGCUGCGGCGCAAGGGGAAGGAGGUGCGGGUGGCGGAGUACCCGGACAUGUUCCACGGCUUCUACGGCUUCCCGGAGCUCCCCGAGGCCACCACGGUGCUGCAGGACAUGAAGGCCUUCGUCGACAGCCACAGGGCCACGCCCAAGCCCGCCGCCGCGUGAUGAACUCAACUCUGUGUUGGUUGAUCCAUUGUCACAACUAAUAAGUGCUAAUCACGUGGUAAUAAGAAACAAAAUGAUUCAUCUUUUCCCUUUU